AUGGAGACCCUGUUCGAGGACAUCUAUACGGAGGAGCGGGACAGGGUGAAUUUGGCCGCUCAUUGCUUUGAUAAGCGGGCAAGGGUGUGGUGGAAGAGAGUAAAGCAAGAUCGAUCUUCGGAUCUUCCCCCGAUCAAUUGGGAGGAGUUCCGAAGGAUGAUGUUCGCAGAGUACUUUCCCGACAGUGAUAAGAGAAAGAUGCGGGAAGACUUUCGAAAGCUCAAGCAAGGCAACCGCACGGUUCGGGAGUACGAGCGCGAGUUCACCCAUAUCUUGAACUGCGUCCCAGACGUGUCGACGACGGAGCAAGACCGGGCGGAUUGCUUCGUGAGAGGACUCCGACCCGGAGUGUUUCGAUUGGUACAUGCCUUCAAGUUCCACACUUUUGCGGAGGCUUUGGACCGUGCCUUGUGGGUUGAGCACGGGAAUGCUUGCGAGCGAGAAGAGCGCGAGGCAUCCGAGAAGGACAAAGGGAGAAAGCGACGGGGCGGUGGUUUUGGAGAUCAAUCGGGUUCCAAGAAGCCCCCGAAGUACCCGCGAGAACGGUCCGAGGGCCGUGAAGUGCAACGGUGCGUCUUUUGUGGUGGAGACCACCGUGCGACGCAAUGUGAGCACCGCCGUGGGAGGUGCUAUGAAUGCGGCCAGGUGGGGCACAUGGCCCGAGAUUGCCCGAGAAAGGCCCCGUUCGCCCUGCCUGUCGCAUCGGCUCCGGCAAUUCCAGGCCAUUAUGGAGGAGCCCCACCUAUGGUUGCAUCGACUGGGCGUGCUUUGGCGCCACGUCAGCCGGAAGCGGCCCGAUCAGCUCCAAGUGGCCGGGUGUAUGCUGCUCAAGUUGAGGAGCCUGCUGUUGCGGAUGAUGUCAUGGCAGGUAUGGUUUAG
This is a messenger RNA of Ananas comosus (pineapple), 879 nucleotides long. RefSeq lists its product as uncharacterized. Lineage: Eukaryota; Viridiplantae; Streptophyta; Magnoliopsida; Poales; Bromeliaceae. Gene Ontology annotation, molecular function: nucleic acid binding; zinc ion binding. Bases 1 to 879 code for a protein of 292 amino acids. The transcript has a single exon. The record is from RefSeq and is a predicted model, not a curated record.